CUGGGAGCAUUGGUUGAUUGGUUGGCUCAGCAUGAGCCAACAGUGUGCCCAGGUGGCCAAGAAGGCCCUUGGCAGCCUGCCUUGUACCAGAAAUAGUGCAGCCAGUUGGAGCAGGGGGGUGAACGUUUCUCUGUAUUCAGCUCUGCUACUGCUUUAAGACAGAGACUUCAUGGAUAGAUAUGAAAUCCUUAAAAAAAUUGGAGAAGGAUCUUUUGGCAAAAUAUUCUUGGCGAAAGCAAAAGUGGAUGAUGAGCAAUGUGUUAUCAAGGAGAUUGAUUUAACCGAGAUGCCUGUGAAAGAAAAAGAAGCCUCUCAGAAAGAAGUCAUUCUUCUGGCCAAGAUGAAGCAUGCAAAUAUAGUAACCUUCUAUGCUUCUUUGCAAGAAGAAAACAAGCUGUAUAUUGUGAUGGAAUACUGUGAUGGUGGAGAUUUGAUGAAGAGGAUAAAUAUGCAGCACGGAGUACUGUUUGAGGAGGACCAGAUUUUGAGUUGGUUUGUACAGAUCUCCUUGGGCUUGAAGCACAUUCAUGACAGGAAGAUUUUACACAGAGACAUAAAAUCACAGAACAUUUUUCUUAGUAGUAACGGGAAGGUAGCAAAGCUUGGAGACUUUGGCAUAGCAAGACAGUUGAAUGACACGACAGAGUUUGCCUAUACAUGCGUAGGGACCCCCUAUAAUCUGUCACCAGAGAUCUGUGAAAAUCGACCAUAUAACAAUAAAACAGAUAUUUGGUCUCUUGGCUGUGUGCUCUAUGAGCUAUGUGCACUGAAGCAUCCUUUUGAAGGCAAUAGUUUGCAUCAGCUGGUGCUGAAGAUCUGCAGAGGAUAUUUUCACCCAGUGUCUCCCAGAUAUUCGUAUGAUCUGAGGAUGUUAAUUUCCCAGUUGUUUAAAAUAUCUCCGAGAGAUCGACCAUCUAUCAGUUCUAUUUUAAGGAAGCCCUUCUUGCAGAAGCUUGUUCUAAGACAUUUGCCCCCAGAGGAAGAACUCAGUCACACUGUGAUACAGAGAAGGAAGCCUUCGGGAUCACUGCCUGAAGUCAAGAUGAUGCCAGAAGUUUGUAAGCUUCAAAGAAGGAGAGUCCAGGACCAAAUUCUUCCAGGAUCUGAAAUGGUAGCCCCUAUGACAACGCAGGAAUUAUAUCAAAGAAAUGAAUGGAAGCCUUCUUCAAGAGGGCAACAGCUUCAGCCACAGAGCUCCAGAUUUAAGAUGGCACAAAGGCCAGAAAACAUUAGAGUACAUGGCCAUUAUGGUCAUUACUAUGAUAAACUCGACAAUUUGCAAAGGAAAAUUAAUGCAUGUUAUGACCUUUCUCACAUCAGCCAAAGAGCAGAGGAAUAUUAUAAACUAAAAGGACAAAUUGCACCUCCACCCCCCCCACCUGAAUGGCCUGCAGAAUACCUUCAAAGGCGCUUUGAAGCCCAGCAGUACAAGAUUAAAGUGGAAAAACAGCUGGGGCUGCGGCCAUCCUCUGCUGACCCAUAUCAUGACCAAAUGCAGAUGCAAAACAUAGAUGAGGAGCAUCUCAAAAUGCAUCAGCAGGACACGUCUAGAAAGAGUGAGAUGAAAGAACAGGAGUACCUGAAGCAGUUGCAGAAAAUUCGUGAAGAAUACCACAGCAAUAUGAAAGAAAUCAGAUUAAGAGCAAGGGUACACCAGGAGAAUCAAAAAAUACAAGAUAAAACCUUUCUGGUGAGUCAAGGGAAAACUGAAGACCACUCUGAAACCAAAGAUACAGCUGGAAUAAGAGGAGAGUCACUUGAGGGCAUGGAAGAAAACUUUAAACAGGUCAGACUCCAGGACAGGCAAGACCAACAAAAUCUAGAGAAGAAAUGCAGCAGAAAGGGGGGAGUAAAAUUUGAAAUUAAUUUAGAUGUGUGUGUUCCUGAGGAAGACAGCAUUCAAGAAGCAGAGGUACAGGAUAAACUCAAUGAGAUAUUAACUUCUGUGGAUAGUGAGAAUCUUGAAGACAAAUUGUUGAAUGUUUAUGAAAGUCCUAUGGACAGGGCCUUGGGAGAAUUAUCUGGACACCAAACAGCAUCCAGUGAUGCAGGUGAUACUGAAAAAAAAAGAAAGCAUUGGCAAGCUGGAACACCCCAGACACUACUGAAAUGUUUAGCCAAUACUGAUACUUCAUCGGUAUCUGUAUGUCCUACUAUGGCUGAAAAUGAACUUUCUGACCAUGUUGUUCUGCCUGAAGACAUCACAGAAAACAGGAAGCAGUGGAAACAAACAGCCCCAGGGACGCUCCUGAACAUCUUAGCAAAAGCAGAGCUCUGUAAUGAUUCCUUCAUCCAGCUUAAAGAGGAAAUAGAAGAAAGCAAGGAAGAUGAUUCAGAAACGUGUGCCUGUGUUGCUGUUGAUGAAGGCAGACUUGAGCCAAGAUCAGAUGAUGAAGACACGAAUUUUGAAGACUCUGGAGAUGAGCUGAGACAUGAGCUGGAAGCAGCUUUGGAAAAAGCGGUAACGUCUUCAGCAGAGAGAUGCACAGAGACUUCUGUGCUUUCAAUAAAUAAAGAUCAAGCUCAUGAAGAAAGCACAAGCUUACCUAGCAAACUACUUGAGAAAUGUAAUGAUGAGUUAGAAUGUAACUGCGGGUCACUUACUUUAGAUGCAAAUAAUGGAAAAAGCAAGCAACAGCUACGUGAUGCACAAGAAUGAUUACUGAUUCAAAACAAAAUUGUCCUGGAAAUGUGAACUACAUCAGUAAAACAAUAAUGAUAAAAAACAGGUAGCUGUCAAUAAAUUCCAGGUAAAUCAAUUGCUUUUCAAUAGUGUUAAACAAUUAAGAUGUUUCUUGACAUUUUUUAAAGGAAAAAAAAAAUAACAUAAAAAUAAAUUUAUAAAUAAAAAAAUAAACAUUAAAAAAAAUAAGCUACUUUUGGGAUUACUACAUGUUGAACAACUCCAGUCCAGAAUUGUGUAUGCAAUGCACUUUCCUUGAUUAAUGUAAACUACCUGGGACAUCUCUGACACUUGCCUGGGCAACUUCUGACUGCAUACUCUGCAGCCUUUUUUAUAUCAUGUCAGAAAGUCUCCCAGUCAGUGUAUUUUAUUUUCAUAAUCAAUCAAUAUCCCAUUUUAAGAAGCUUUUCCAGCUUUUCACAACCCCUCAGUACCAUCAGUGCACCUUAGUAUUUCAUGUAGUUUCAUUUAUACUGCGCUGACUGCACCUCCAACUCAACUUAUACAGCAGCAGUAAGAGGUCUUACUGUGCCAUGAGAAUUGUGCAUUCCCCAGUUCCUAAUAAAACUUAGGAAAGGGUUCCAGUGAAUUAAUUAAUUGCCAAUGAUUAAACAUGCGUUUUUCCAACCAUAUUUUUUUCACAUACAAAAUGUCAUCAGUACAGGUGAAGUUUAAAUAGAAGAAAAAAACAUGUUCUAAAGUCUGAUUUCAGUAGCUUGUUGCACUUUUCUUGUAGUUCUCAGCACAACCUAAAACAUUGUUGUGAUGGCCCAAAAAACCUCACAAACAGUGUUUCUCCAGUUUGGAUAUGAAAACGGAUGCUUCAUAUUUUAACUUUUUGCUCACUUAGUUCUCAGUGUCAUAAGCACUCUUUUAGAGCUGUGAGGUUUGUAUUUGUGUGCUAUCUAAUUAUGGUCUCUAAUUUAGGCCCUCUUAUUUCGUAGGAGCAGAAAAUCUUUCAGUAGGAUAGAACAUGAGAAAUACUAUGCCAUACUGUAAAGGAUGUGAGGAAAGAGCUAAUGUGAGGACUGACAAUUAUGAUACUAAAAAAGCAAGCUAGCAAAUUGUAUUAGAGGAACUGCUAUAGGUAAUGAAAUCACCAAGACUAUAUGAGAAACAGCUGCUUACAUUUUUCUUCAUUAAACGUAACUACAUUUUU
Molecule: messenger RNA, 3842 nt
Organism: Centrocercus urophasianus (Greater sage-grouse)
Lineage: Eukaryota; Metazoa; Chordata; Aves; Galliformes; Phasianidae
Gene: NEK5
Product: NIMA related kinase 5
Exons: 23
Coding region: 170-2659 (829 amino acids)
Biological process (GO): protein phosphorylation
Molecular function (GO): protein kinase activity; ATP binding
Source: RefSeq, a predicted model, not a curated record